UCACUUUGGGAUAAGUUGGGUUUGAGCUGUGCUGCUAGUCGCACGCAUGUUUGUUAAUGCUCCGUAACUUCCGUUUUCCUUCUUCUAUAGUUACUGAUUUCAAUUUGUGUUCGAUUGUAUGCUGUACGUACUUGACGUAGAACCAGGGCAUUAGUGUGCAUCAGAACAUAAAACAAAAUAUUGGAAAAAAUAAGCUGUUUGCGGUGCGUGUUCGAAACCGAUAGUGACACUUGCGAUGGUGUUUGUAAGCUGAAGUAUAGCGUACGUAGCAAAGUGCCUCCAAAUCCAGACUGAAGUUGGCUGAGUAGAAAAUCUGGUCUGGUUUAGCAGACGGAAAUCGUAUUUGUGUGAUGUGAUGGUAGCCAGUCUGUGUACUGUAAUAUGAGCUAAAUAUCAGUAAAAUUCCCAAUAAUAAUGUGCGCGGAUGAACAAUUACUGAAUGUUUGAAGUUCGAUUGCGGUGAAAAUAUUUUGAAUACUGUUCUUUGGUGGUCAAAGUCACCAAAGUGUAGAGAGCCUUCGACGAUAGAUAUGGUCGCUUGUUUUCAAGGAAUUUUGUCGUUCGCUGAUGUGUGACUUUUUCAUUAUAUUUCUUCGAAAACGAACCAACGGUGCACAGUGGGAUACCGAAAGCUGUUAGCAAGGAAACAUCCCCGGUUGAAGGAAGGCCGGAGUAAUUGGAAUGGUGUGAGAAACGUUUCUACAUAUCAACAAUCAGUUCGCCCGGAGAGCGGCUCCUGUAGCAGUGUUGUACAGCCGAACAGAAAGCGAGAGAAAGAAUUGCCCAGUGUGUGUGUGUUGGCUGAAAGUUCCGAACCAAAUCGACGAUCAUCAAGUAUAUACUCUACUCCGGUGUUGGAUCCCGAGCUCGAGACGUGUUUUAAAUCGGUGUGCUACCAUCAUAAUAAUCAUAAUAAAUUCAUUUUUGACAAGUGAGUGAAUUGGAGUUUUGCUCGCGCACGGCACUCUAAAUAGUGAUUGCUUUGCAGCAUUGAUCUUUAAGAAGAUCACUCGGAAAUGUGUUAUUGAGAGAUUUCUAAGUAUCAUUUUUGUCAAUUGGUACGUUAUUGAUUGUGUGUUGCAACAACGAUUAUCCGAUUGAUGUAAAGUGCUAUGUUUUUCAUCUAUCGGUCAGUGCGGCAGUACCGAGAAUGACGAGAUGGCCUGCGGGCCGAAAAUUUCGCGAUUGUCGCGACCAACUGUCAUGCGAUACCCGGCUGUUGGCUCCAUCGGUCGGCAGUGGGUCCUGGUAUUGUGGCUGAUAUUGACUGGAUUGGGAUUACUGCCGAAUGGUUCAUGCUCGGUCAGCAACAGCUUCUCGAAUCAGUUGCUGUACACCACGUACAUAGACAUCCGGCUGGCGAAUGUGACUAUCCAGCAGAACACCACCUGCUCGGUCGAGAUUCUGGUCAAGGAUCUGAACGAGGCAUCCGCGAUGGACUUCUACCACGAGAGGGGGCUGGUUUGCUUCACCGAGCACAACUCAGAAACGAUUCAGUGCGCCCAGCUAAGAGGAACGGGUGGUUCGCUGCAAGCCGUCAACAAAACUGCUGUGAUAACCAAAGGGUUGGAUAAACCCGAAGGCCUAGCGAUAGAUUGGUAUACCGACAAGCUUUACUGGACCGACGGCGAGACGAAUCGAAUCGAAGUCGCUACGCUGAACGGUAAAUUUCAAAAAGUGUUGAUUUGGAGCGAUCUGGAUCAACCACGUGCCAUAGCUCUAGUACCUGCCAGACGCAUCAUGAUCUGGACCGAUUGGGGCGAAAGUCCGAAAAUUGAACGCGCCAGCAUGGACGGAGAUCCCCAGUCGAGGGUAGCCAUAGUACAGGAUCGAAUAUUCUGGCCCAACGGGCUGGCAGUUGAUCUGGACAAUGAACUGAUCUACUGGGUCGAUGGGAACCUUCAUUUCCUGGACGUAAUGAAUCUGGACGGUAGCAAUCGACGAACUUUAGUGAACAAUCUCGAUUAUCCGUAUAGCCUUACGUUCGCUCCAAACUCUCUUUUCUGGACCGAUUGGCAAGACGGAACUCUGCACUAUUACAACAUUGCCAGUGAAAAACACGAAGAAAUUCUUGAUAGUCCAGUGGUUCCGAUAACCGUUCAUGCAUGGAACUCCCGACUCCAGCCAACCGCAGAUAAUCCUUGUCGACGAAACAAUGGUAAUUGUUCACAUCUGUGUCUGUUGUCUACUAAUAUGGGCGGAUACAGCUGUGCCUGUCCAACGGGGGUUAAGCUUCUAACGACAACACAAUGUGCCGAUGGUCCUCAAGAUAUGCUUUUUGUCGUUCAGCGAACGCAAGUGAGUCGAAUAUCAUUGGACUCUCCGGACUAUACCAGCGUUCAGUUGCAGCUUGGGAAGGUUAGGUAUGCGAUCGCGAUCGAUUACGAUCCAAUAGACAACUAUAUCUACUGGUCGGAUGAGGGAUCGAAUGCCAUCAAAAAAGUUCGUCCAGAUGGAACUGGCAUGAUCGAGAUCGUCAACACAGAAAUUCAAAGUCCGGACGGUUUGGCCGUGGAUUGGCUAGCGCGGAACUUAUACUGGACAGAUACGGGUACAGAUCGAAUACAGGUUUGCCGAUUGGACGGUUCUUUUCGACGGGUAUUGAUUUAUGAGAAUCUAGAGGAACCGAGAGCGAUUGCUCUAGCUCCUACGCUGGGUUGGAUGUUUUGGAGCGAUUGGAGUGAGAAGGAUCCGAAAAUCGAGCGCUCUUCACUGGAUGGGACCGAGCGGGUGCUGAUCGUACAACAGAAUUUGGGAUGGCCCAACGGGAUAGCCCUGGACGUGGAUGCCAGGAAGAUCUACUGGUGCGAUGCUAAGUUGGAUCGAAUUGAGGUUGCCAAUAUGGAUGGUUCCGGCAGAAAUAUCAUUUUAUCGGACAAUCUCCCACACGCUUUUGGAUUGAGUUUGUUGGAAGAUUUUCUGUAUUGGACCGAUUGGCAGCGAAGGUCUAUCGAUCGAGCGAACAAGUUGAAUGGUAAUGAUCGAACGGUAAUCGUCGAAGCAUUUCCAGAUUUGAUGGGGUUAAAGGUAGCGAAGUUACAUGAAAAUAAGGGUUCAAAUCCAUGUGUAGUGAAGAAUGGGGGCUGUUCGCAACUGUGCCUCAAUCGACCGAAGGAUUAUGUCUGUCGAUGUCAAAUUGACUAUGAGUUGGAUCGAGAUAAUCGAACUUGUUUCAUUCCAUCUGCCUUUCUUUUGUUUUCGAGGCAUGAUACUGGAAGUAUUGGGAGAAUCUCGAUUGAUAACCACAACCACACUGAUUAUGCUCCAUUCCGAAGUGUGAUUGACGCUCACUACUUGGACGUCGAUAUAGCCGAUCGUAGAAUCUAUUGGGCAAGCCAGAAGCAGAAACACAUUUCACGAGCGUACAUAAACGGUUCAAACGUGGAAAAAAUAGUUGAAUCUGGAUUGAUACAACCUGAAGGAAUUGCAGUUGAUUGGUUAGCUCAUAAUAUUUACUGGACAGAUUCCGACGCUCGUAGAAUUGAAGUGGCCAGAUUAGAUGGCAGCAGUCGCAGAAUCCUGAUUUGGAAAGGAAUCGAGGAACCAAGGAAUUUGAUCUUAGAACCGCGUCGAGGUCUAAUGUACUGGGCCGAAUGGCCAUCGGAUUCCAUUCGAAGAGCUGUAAUGGACGGUAGUGAACUGAAGACAAUCAUUUCUGGAGCUAACCUUGCAACAGGAUUAACGUUGGAUCCCGAUAGUCGUCGUCUUUAUUGGGCUAGUCAAAGCUCCCCAUCUGCCAUCGAGUCGGCUGACUGGGAUGGUAACAAACGGAAAGUGCUCGUUACGGCAGACAGUGAUAAUCCUUUCGUUCCCCAUGCAGUCACUUUGUACAAAGACUUUGUUUACUGGAGCGAUUGGAACAGUGGUGAAAUCGAGCGUGCAAACAAGACAACCGGUGAAAAUCGAACCAUAGUCCAUGCUAACCUCAAAUAUACAAACUCCCUGUUGGCUUUCCAUCCAAACCGGCAGUCUGGAUCGAAUCAAUGUCGAACGAACAAUGGAGGCUGUACUCAUCUCUGUCUAGCGCUUGGUCAGCGGAAAAUGACAUGUGCAUGCCCUACUCACUAUACGUUGAAUGCCAAUCGAGUUUCUUGCAGUCCGCCAAAGAACUACAUCAUAUUUAGCCAACGAAACUCUUUCGGACGUUUCAUGCCGAACACCACCGACUCCCCGGAUGUUCCCCUUCCGGUCACUGGUAAAAACAUACGAGCGGUGGAGUACGAUGUUCUGACCCGUUACGUGUACUGGAUUGAUGGCCGAGGUCCAAUAAUUCGUCGAGCCUUCGAUAAUGGGACUACAGCAAAAGUGUUUAUCGAUCCAGCUUCCUCGCCAUUCGACAUGGUAAUCGAUCCGGUCGGAAGGUUACUUUUCUGGAGUUGUUCGCACACCAAUACCAUCAAUAUAACAACGUUAGAUGGUGAUAUCGAUCGAAUCGGAAACGUUGACAUUGGCAGUUCGGAAAAACCGCGUAGUCUGGCCCUGCAUCCUACGAAGCGUUUACUAUUCUGGACCGAUGUCGGUCCCGCACAAUCCAUUGUCCGAGCAAAACUGGAUGGAUCGCAACGUAAGGAAUUGGUUUCCAAAUUGGAAGGAAUAACGGCUCUCGCUCUGGAUUCUCAGAUGAAUCGGUUAUUCUACGCACAUGGGAAACGUAUCGAUACGGUGGAUAUUGAGGGAAGAGAAAUCAAAACACUGGUAGCUGAACACAUCAGUCUGGUAUCGUCAAUCGCUGCUCUGAAUGGCUACAUUUACUGGCUGGAUGAACGGCCGGGAAUGGAGCGUAUAUCGGUUCAAGGGGAAAGUCGUCGCACGGAAAUUCAGAAAAUUCCUCACAUAACCGAUAUAGUGGCCGUCUGGACUCCAGAGGGACGAGCGUUGCGCAACCACACAUGCCAUUCGGCAAGGGCCAAGUGUAGUCACAUCUGUAUCGGAUCGCCGGACGAUGCUAGGACAGACGAUAUUUGUGCCUGUCCACAGGGGUUAAUGCUGAUGAAGGAUCGGCGCAGUUGUGGAGCACUACCAGUCUGUGGACCAGAUCACUUCACUUGUGCUGUGACGUUUCCCAGUAACGGACUAGACGGAGACAAUAAUAAGGACUGUAUUCCGGUAUCGUGGCGUUGUGAUGGACAGAAAGAUUGCCCUGAUCGGUCAGAUGAGCUAGAUUGUCCUGCAUGCAGGGCGGAUCAAUUCAAAUGCCAAUCGGGUGAAUGCAUUGAAAAGCACUUUGUUUGUGAUGGAACGACGCAAUGUUUGGAUGGAUAUGACGAGGCAGUUUGCUGUAAAAAUCCCGAAGAUUUUCAAUGUCCAACAAGUAAGGUUUGUAUCUCAUACCAUAAUGUUUGUGAUGGAAAUGAGCAUUGUGCCAACGGCGAGGAUGAAGCACCGGAACUUUGCACGGAAUACAACAACAGGCGCAUGGCUCCCAGUGGAAGCAAGAUUACGAUGUUGAUCGUGGUGGUGAUUGCGGUAGCCAUCGUCUUCAUUGUGGUUUACUUAUUACAGACCUGCAGAUCUAGGUUUGGUUCAGGAUCUUCCGAACCAAAAGAAGACCAAGCAGCAGCUCCACUAUCGCCUGGAGGUAUCAAUAAGAACAUUCGGGUAUCUAAAUUGAGUUCGGUGGCUGAUGCGGUACGCAUGUCAACCUUGAACAGUCGUAACAGUACCAACAGUUACGAUCGUAACCACAUCACAGGUGCUUCCAGUUCCACCACCAACGGAAGCAGCCUCAUUGGUUACCCAUUGAACCCUCCACCAUCGCCAGCGACGACCGCCGGUUCGGCAAGGUACUCCUCUAGUUACAACCCGUACAAGCACUAUAAAAUCAUCAAUCAACCGCCACCGCCAACGCCUUGUUCAACGGAUGUUUGCGACGAAAGCGACUCCAACUACACCUGCAAGAGCGGACGUAGUCGCGAUCGGAUCGGCAUGACCAGUGGCAGCUUGGGCGGUGGUGGCACCAGCAGUAGUAGCGGACGCGGUGGUGUCAAGUAUAAGAACCACAACAGCGAUCGGUACGAUUCCGAACCAUAUCCACCACCUCCAACUCCUCGUUCGCACUACCACAGCGAUGUCGGUGGAAUGUUACCCGAAAGCUGUCCGCCAUCGCCGAGCUCACGGAGUUCGACGUACUUUUCGCCACUACCUCCGCCGCCUUCACCGGUGCCGUCGCCUUCUAGGGGAUACUCUUAGCCAAGUAGGUUGUUCUAGGUUAAGUGUUUGACAAAUUUGAGAAUCGCUGAUUGAGUAUUUUUAGAGGUUUAGCUAAAUGUCGUAGCUAAUGCAGCAUCUACAAAAACUUUCUGUAGCACUUUGAAUGACUUAAAGUGUGUAAAUAUUUAAUUAUAUCGGUUUCAAAGUUUAUUUUCGCAAUAUUAGACCAGUAGGAGCAGUUUUGUUGCCGAAAAUAUUUAAACAUAAUAAAAACGGUAUUGUACAUUCGAUGUUUUAUUUGUAAAUCUUACAAUGUUGUAGGCAUAUUUGUAGUAGUUUACAAAUUGUAUUUUCUUGAUUUUACUGUCGAAUGUGAUUGAGUGCUAUUUAAUUGGAAACAUUCAUACAUGAUCAGGAGCUAUAUUGAUUUCAUUUUGACGUAUCGAUCAUAAUUUCGAGCGAAAUAAAAUAUAUGUACAAUAAAACAUGUUUCGUCUUCCAACGUGUCAAAAACCUAGCAAAACAUUUCGUCAAUAGAAACGUUAUACUAUAAGAAAAAGUGCCUUAUUUUUUACAUAUACGAAAGAAGAAAGUUAAACUUAAGCUCUCCGAUUCGAAAUAAUGAAAUAAACAAAACAGUUGCUUGAAGUAAAACUUAGUGGAGACAACAAAAUUAAUUAGUUAUUGUUCAGUUGUAAAUAGUCAUGCAAACAUGAAACGUUAAACUCAUGAUUUCAAAGCAGCCACUAGACUUCUUCCAGUUAUUCGAAGAACCAGUUUGAGCAAUAAAGAGCACAUUUCUCACUUAUGCUCAACAUACCUAUGGCAAGAGUCAACAAUCAUCGGCUAGUUUAAAAUCGUAUUCAUAGCUUUAGUUUUCAAUAGUUGUAGGUUUGAUUGUCACUGACCCUCGCAAUAAUUGUGUGUUGUAUUAUAAAUAGUUUAGUAUCCAUGCUCGAGCGGUAGAUGAGUUACAAGUAUGUCUCACGUGAGAAAUGUGCUCAAAAGACUGAUUUAAGAUGUGUAAAUUAUUGCAGGAUAUAAAGUUUUCACUAGUUGUAAAAAUAGCAUUAGUAUGUAAACUGCUUGUAUUUGCCAGUGGUAUCCGCAUAGUGCAACGCAAACUGAUGCCUCUUCUCAUGAGCUUAAAUUACAUUCAGAGAAAUUAUAUCUAAAGAGUAGAUAAAACAGAAUUAUAGUUUAAAAAUUGUUGUACAAAAUACACAAAUAAAUUUUAUAUUGUUCGGA
Malaya genurostris is the source of this 7398-nucleotide messenger RNA. RefSeq names its product low-density lipoprotein receptor-related protein 6 (gene arr). The record is from RefSeq and is a predicted model, not a curated record. Bases 1159 to 6189 code for a protein of 1676 amino acids. The transcript has 6 exons. Gene Ontology annotation, molecular function: protein binding. NCBI's taxonomy places the organism in Eukaryota, Metazoa, Arthropoda, Insecta, Diptera, Culicidae.